This is a messenger RNA of Hemibagrus wyckioides, 6063 nucleotides long. It is a transcript of the gene tpm3, whose product is annotated as tropomyosin 3. Gene Ontology annotation, molecular function: actin filament binding. Gene Ontology annotation, biological process: actin filament organization; muscle contraction. The record is from RefSeq and is a predicted model, not a curated record. The transcript is spliced from 10 exons. NCBI's taxonomy places the organism in Eukaryota, Metazoa, Chordata, Actinopteri, Siluriformes, Bagridae. Gene Ontology annotation, cellular component: actin filament. The coding region runs from base 22 to 876 and encodes 284 amino acids.
CACUCGCACAAAACAGCCAAGAUGGAGGCCAUCAAGAAGAAGAUGAUGAUGUUGAAGCUGGAUAAGGAGAAUGCUCUGGACCAGGCAGAGCAGGCCGAGACCGAUAGGAAAGCGGCUGAGGAGAGAAGCAAACAGCAUGAAGACGAGCUGAUUCAGAUGCAGAAGAAGCUGAAGGCCACAGAGGAUGAGCUGGAUAAGUAUUCAGAGGCCCUGAAGGACGCCCAGGAGAAACUGGAGAUCGCUGAGAAGAAGGCUGCUGAUGCUGAAGCCGAGGUGGCCUCUCUGAACAGGCGUAUCCAGCUGGUUGAGGAGGAGCUGGACAGAGCUCAGGAGAGACUGGCCACAGCCUUACAGAAGCUGGAAGAGGCAGAGAAGGCAGCAGAUGAGAGCGAGAGAGGCAUGAAGGUGAUUGAGAACAGGGCACUGAAGGAUGAGGAGAAGAUGGAGUUGCAGGAGAUCCAGCUGAAGGAAGCCAAACACAUUGCAGAGGAGGCUGACCGCAAGUACGAGGAGGUGGCUCGUAAGCUGGUGAUCGUUGAGGGAGAGCUGGAGCGCACUGAGGAGAGAGCCGAGCUUGCCGAAGCUAAAAAGAAGCAGUUGGAGGACGAGCUAAGAGUGCUGGACCAAACACUGAAGACUCUGCAUGCUUCUGAGAACAAGUAUUCCCAGAAGGAAGACAAAUAUGAGGAGGAGAUCAAGAUCCUGACUGAUAAACUGAAAGAGGCUGAGACUCGUGCCGAGUUUGCCGAGAGGUCCGUAGCCAAGCUGGAGAAGACCAUCGACGACCUGGAAGAUGAGCUCUAUGCUCAGAAACUCAAGUACAAGGCCAUUAGCGAAGAGCUGGAUCACGCCCUCAACGACAUGACCUCUAUAUGAUAACUUUCUGGACUUUCCUCUGACUGGCUUUCUUGGAAAAUAUCCUGCUCUCAGCCUCGUCUUCAUCCUGACCGCUCGCACUCGUCUUCUUCAUCCUCCUGUUUGUUUGUUUUUCCCUCUCUCUGUAUCUCCAGGUUGAUGUAUCUCUUUUCUUUCCUGCUUUAUGUUUACGUCUAUAUUUAUGAUGCGUUGUCUUUUCUUUUCCCCGCUGUAUUGUAAUGAUAUCAGCCACUUGUUCUGUCCUCCUGUCCUUUUGUCUUCAGGCUGUAUUUUGACGCUGUCUGUACAUGCUAAAUGAAGGGAGGGGUUGAAAGAAAACUUUUGUGUUUUAAAUGUUUUUGUCUCCCUUUUUCCCCCUCCACAUGCCACAUCACCGUUAUGUUUUUAUUGCCCUGUGUGUCCUGAUCCAGAAAAGUUCUUACUUUAUUAUGAAAGAAUAAAAAACAUGCUGGGGAUUGUGCUGCUAAAGGAAAACUAUCCACUCUUGGGGGACAUACCACAGCAAUUUUAAACAGUUACUGUGGAAACUAUAAAAUGGAGGGGGGGGGUAAAUAUACACUAUAUUGCCAAAAGUUUUGGGACGUCUGCCUUUCCAUGCACAUGAAUGUAAUAUGGAGUUGUCCCGCCCUUUGCAGCUAUAACAGCUUCAACUCUUCUGGGAAGGAUUUCCACAAGGUUUAGGAGUGUGUUUAUGGGAAUUUAUGACCAUUCCUCUAGAAGCACAUUUGUGAGGUCAGGCGCUGAUGUUGCAUGAGAAGGUCUGGCUCACAGUCUCCACUCUAAUUCAUCCCAAAGGUGUUCUGUGGGGUUGAGGUCAGGACUCCACACCAAACUCACUCAUCCAUGUCUUUAUGGUCACUGGUAUGCAGUCAUGUUGGAACAGGAAGGGGUCAUCCCCAAGCUGUUCCCACAAAACAUGAAAUUGUCCAAAAUGUCUCGAAGCAUUAAGAGUUCCUUUCACUGAAUUCAAUGAUUUGGUGGGUUGUCCCAAAACUUUUGGCAAUAUAGUGUGUAAGUCAGUGAUUUUGAGUUAUUAAAACUAAUCUUUUGAAAAUGAAGACUUAAAACUGGACUUGAAAUGGCAGGUUAUAGAUCAGAUUAAUGAGGCAUAUGUUAAAUACAGGCAGUGUUGUGAAACUGAGCGUUUGUGCACCACACAAAGGUAAAAAAUUCAAAUAAAAACGACUAAAUCUUUCACACAUUAACCCUUACAUAAAUACUAAAAUCAUGAAUAUCCUUUAUCCCUUCAAAUUUGUUCAUUGAGUCAUCAAAUUUUAUUUAUUUAUAGUCAUUUUUUUUGUACAUGAUGGGAGCUCAUUCCAUUCAGACGUGAUGUGAAGGAAGGUCGAACAGCUCAUUAAUGGCCAUGGCCCUUUUCCUGACCAACCCUAACCCUUGCGGAAAUCUCUUUACCCAAAACUUAGCAGUGAUUAAAAACAGCUUUCCUCAUUUUCCCCACCCUGCUUUCAUCAUUUUAGAAGUUGGGAAAGUUUAUAAUACACGAGCGAGGUUAAUUUGCACGUCGUACACAUCCUGUAGGCAUUUGGCAUGCCACUUGUGCGCUUCCUCAAAAACGUCCUCGUGAUGCAAUUCCGACAUAAUUAGUGGAGGCAGGAAAGCAGCAUGUGUCGGAGACGCAGCAGAAUAAACACAUCGCAUACUCUCUGGUGCUACUCUCGACUGUUAUCGAGGACCAGAGAUGAAUUUUUAAAACAUCUUAAAUAUGGUGAAAGGUUUGUUUUGGAUUUUGUAGAGGAGUAUUUAUGAAUAUACAGAGAAGGUGUUUGACUCGAUAAGCAGAUCAUGGCGACAAACACGUAGACAGCUGAAAGUUAUAGAGAGAAACUGAUCUCAUCGCUGUUUUUAAAGUGGAUGAACUUCCGCCUGUUAGACUUGGGAACCCAAUGUAUCGGCUAUGAGGCUCCUUUCAUUCCUCUUAGUCCAGAUGUACACUAGCAAGAAUGGGACCAAAUGCUUGUGUAGAGAAAAGAUGCGCACAUGUACAUACGGUGACAGUGAAGUAUAGUUACACCUUACUACUUCUGGCUUAAAGUCAGGACACUGUAUGUGAUUAGCCACUGCACUUUGAUUGGUCAUAUUUUCAUCAAAACCUUCUCAGAUUGUUUAGGGUCGCGGAUUAUAAAUCACAGAAUACCUCAUGAAUAAAUGAUUUUAUUAUAUUCAUAGGCACAUGAACUUGAUGGAGGAAAGGAAGGACUGAUGGAUGGAUGGAUGGAAGGAAUGCUGGUUGGAAGAAUGGAUGUAAGGAAGGGUGGAUGGUUUGGAUGGAUUGAUGGAUGGAAGGAAUGCUGGUUGGAUGGAAGGAUGGAUGGUUGGAAAGUUGGAUGGAUUGAUGGAAGGAAGGAAUGAUGGAUGGAUAGAUGGAUGGUUGUAUGGAUAGAUUAAAUAAAUGAUGGAUGGAUUGAUGGAAGGAAGGAACAAAGGAAGGAUGGGUGGGUGGAUGGAUGAAAUAAAUGAUGGUUGGAAGAAUGGAUGAGGAAGGAAGGAACAAUGAAAGGAUGGAUGAAUGGAUGAAAUGAAUGAUGGUUAUAUGUAUGAAUGGUUGGAAAAAUGGAUAAGAAAGGAAGGAAUGAUGGUUGGAUGUAUGAAUGGUUGGAAAAAUGGAUAAGAAAGGAAGGAAUGAUGGUUGGAAAAAUGGAUGGAUAGAUGGAUGAAAUGAAUGAUGGUUGGAAGAAUGGAUGGAGAAGGAAGGAAGGAACGAAGGAUGUAUGAAAGGAAGGAAGAAUGGAUGGUUGGAAGGUUGGAUGGAUGGAAGGAAGGAUUGAAGGAAAGAUGGCAGAAAGGAAGGAAUGUAUUAACUAAUUAACUUCAUGCAAAUAGUAGAAAUUAUGCAAAUAUGUACAUCAAUAAAUAAGGGUCCGUUAGUUGUGCAGAGAAGUACGUGCAAGUUUUAUUUACAGCACAUAAUGUGUAAAAAAUAUAUAAUUUUAUAUUUGUGCAAUAUGUGGAUAGAUAGAUAGAUAGAUAGAUAGAUAGAUAGAUAGAUAGUGUAUAUAUACACAUAUUGAUAUAAUUAUAUAUUAUAGUUUAUAUAUCCAUAUAUUAUACAGAGAACGUGGAGCAGAACUGCAUGGUGGUUACAGGCAGUGAAGUGUUAGCGAGACAUGAGUGUCCUACCGCUGUAGUAUAGAGUUCAGUAGAUUUAUGGCUAUGGGGAAAAAUACUGACCCUGAACCUGCUGGUUCUGAUGCGGAUGGUCCUGUAUCUCCUCCUGGAUGGAAGGAUGUUGAACAGUUUGUGACUAGGGUGGGAGGAGUCUUCAAUAAUUUAGUAUAUUCUGUGGUGAAGAGCCUCAAUGGCCGGUGGUCAGGCCCCGAUGAUGCGUCCAGCGCUUUUCACCAGCCUUUACAGAGAUUUCCUUUCACACACUGUGGAGCUGCCAUACCACACUGAUACAGUGGUCACAAUUGGUGGCUCCUGGUUUGUGACUGGCUUUUUUUUUUUUUUUCUUCUUCUUUUAAGAACCUUCAGGUGUUUUGUAAAAAUGCUGUUGUUCUAAAUUCUGGUUAUAAAAAUCCCAGGCUAAUUUGGAGUCAACACUAUAGAGAAAGACCCGAGCACACAAUGGAUCAAACCCAAGAAUCUGACCAUCUUGUUAAAAAGGGUGUGUUUUUAUUCAUAUAGCCAUGGAAGUAGAGGAUUUAGACCCCUGAGAGGAGCAUGCAAAGUCAAAGUGCAGACUUCACUAGCUUUCUUUUCAAUUUAUCUAAUAGCAGUUAUAAUUUUUUAACAUUACUUAUUUUCCUUUGUCUAUUUUUGAGAAUAGGCUUUAAAUGGAUUGGUCAGCGUUUUUUGCUUUUCUACCUUGUAGAAUGACUAACACUUCCUUUCUGAUCUUCCCAUCAUGCAGCGUUUUGAGAAUUUAAGCAUCAGUAAAUCAGUCUGCAAUAUAAUGGUUCAGAUGCUUUGAGGACAGACAGGAUGGAUGGAUGAAAGGAAUGAUGGUUGGAAGAAUGGAUGGAUGGAUGGAAUGAUGGUUGCAAGAAUGGAUGGAAGGAUAGAUGUAUGGGUGGAUGGAUAGAUGAAAUAAAUGAUGGUUGGAUUUAUGGGUGGUUGGAAGAAUGGAUGAGGAAGGAAGAAACGAAGGAUGGAUGGGUGGAAGGAAUGAUGGUUGGAAGUACGGAUGAGAUUUCUGAGAAUGCUGGUCGGGCUUUAAAUGGAUUGGACAGUGUUUUCUGCUGUUCUGUCUUGUCGAAUGAUGAACUCUUCCUUCCUGAUCUUCCCAUCAUGCAGUAUUUUGAAUAUUCAAGCAUCAAUAAACCAGACUGCAAUAUAAAGGGUCAGAUGCUUUGAGGACAAACAGCUGUACAGUGUUUCACCAUUUCUCAUCUGGACAUGGAUGGUCAUUUAAAGAUAUUAUACACUGCAUUUGGUUCACACUUGUGCCAUAUAUAAUCACACUUAUAAUCAUCAGCCAAUUUAUCAUGAAUGCUGUACACCUGCUCCUUUUCCAAUCAGCCAAUCGUUUAGCAUUAGCAGUGCAUCGGACAUCCAAUGAGCAGCAGUUCUGCAGCCAAUAAUGCCUGGCUUAUCGGAGAGGUCAGAAGAGAAUGUACAGGAAGUGCUACAGUGACUCUGAUAACUAUUCUCUGCAGCUGUGAUGAACUGAAAAGGUGAUGUUUUCAGUGUGUUCCUGGCUGAUGGCUGAGGAACCUGAUGAGAUGAUUUUCUGAUGGUUGUAAAAAGUGGUUCCCUGCUACUUCCUGUCAGCUCAAACCUACCAGGCCAUCCUCCAAGGCACUUAACCAAUUAGUCUUUGCUUUCAGUCCGUGCUUUCAGUUCAGCUGUAGGCACUUGUUUUGGUAAGAUUUAGAUCCUGGUUAUGGUUUAUAUAGAAGAGCAUAAUUUAAUUUAAGAAAGUUAUACCAUAACGUGUGUGUGUAUAUUUUAUAUAUGAAAUAGACACACACAUACCAUAAGUUCUUCAGCAUUAUACAUGUAACUGUAAAAGGAUAAAAGCUGUUCACUUUCAACAACUGGAAUUAAAGGUAGUGAUGAUCCUCAGAGCUGUCUCCUCUUAUCCUGGACACUGUCCAUUUAUUUUUCUUUCUCUGUCCUUGUACGUUUCUGAAUGUUUUUCUAAGUGAAUAUCAGAUAAUUCUUGUUUAUAUAUCAUUUUGUGAUUGUAAAACUCGUUCAGAAAUCGAUUCAAAUCCUUUUUGUUUU